GUGUCGACAAAUCAAUCCCGACCAAUCGGUUAAGAAAAGAGAUCACUUUUGUCGAAAUUUCGUCAGUAGAUGAAUCAGAAUGACUAAAGAUCACAACUUUUCCGCGGAUCAAAACACUCAGCCCAUCGAUUCUCUUCCCUCUUCGCCUUCUGAUUCUGGUGGAGAAGAUAAAGAUGGUUGGUUUGGGAAUUUAGGAGAUGAAUUUAAUAUUCAGGACACUGUACCUUUUGAGGACGAUGCUUGGAUCAAUGAUGAGUAUAUGGAGACUCAGGUCAUAGACAACGAUGAGUUUCUCCUUUGUCGGGAAACUCAAGCUGUGGAUUUGGGAUUUGGAACUCAAGAAGAACCAUUUGUGGAUGAUGAGCAGUUACUCCAAGGUUUUGAUGGCUUGGCUACGCAGGUGCUGGAUCAUUUUGAUGAAGAUAUUGAUGAUGAUGUUACUGGUUUCUUGGUGGACAACAAUGAGGUCUCUGACUGUGGUGACUCGAACAGUAGAGGAGGAUUUCUGUUAUCGAGUGAGGUUAAGAAUAGAGAGCAUGUUGAUGAGAAGGUUAAAUCAACGGGUGGACAGGAUCCUCGGUCGAGUGGACAUGAAAACGUUAAGCCAACGGGAAAGGUGGCUAGGUUCGCAUCAGUUCGUUCAGCAGCUUUUCGUGCUUCUGCUGUUGCAUCCCAAAAGCUUCUCCACAGUGACAGUUCUACUUUAGCUAGCUGUCAUUCUACUGGUCAAGGAGCCACACAUGAUCCUCGUCUAGAACAAAAUUUUGGAGAAGAAGGAAAUCAGAACUGUCCUCCUCCCUGUACGUCUGGUGAAAAGAAAAAUGAAGGAAAAAGAACAGCGAGGAAGCUUUUAUUUGAGGAUGAUUCGCCUGAAGAGAACUGCCCUUCUCCUGGUUUGAGUUAUAUAGACUCUCAAGAGCCUGGUGAGGCAUCACAGGCCAAUGCUCUUAACUUCGUUGAUAAACUCAUUAGUGACUCAGGUCUAAAGUUUGAUGUUGAAGUUGAAGCUGAUUAUGGAAGAAGAACAGAAGAAACAUUUAACAAAAUCCCAAGUGUUAAAGGUCCACAAGAAUUAGCAAAGAAAGCAAGUUACAAAGCGAGAGCUCUUGUAAACACUAUGUUCGAGUGGGAUGAUAAUCGUGAGGAUGAAGGAGGGGGUGAUAUUUUCCUUAGAAGAAAAGAAGAAUUUUUUGGGGUUGCAAGUAAAUCUUCGUCCUUGCCUAGAGAACAGAGAAGGGAACUGAUACAUGAAAGUCAAAGAAGGGUUCAGUCUGAUUCUAGGCUUUUGCAGCGUUGUGUGACUAGGGGUCGAAAGAUGAUCCAAGCUCCUAAAAAGAAUCUUGGCAAAGAGUUAAAUGCAGUUUCCGAAGAAGGUAAUAAUAAAAUAUCUGAUGUGCGUGACUUGGUAGAUUUAGGGUAUGAUGCACAAGUGGCUGCUCAAGCUGUUGAUGCUGUGCGCUUGGGAGAUCGCAGCAAAGUUAAUGCUGAAGCUAGUACAGGAAAUAAACUCUCUCCGGGGGAAGAGAGAGGGUUUUCUAAUGGUGGAGUCAUUACUAGACAAUCCAAGGGAACUAAGAGGAUACAGGCUAUGGGUAAAGAUGAAUUGUUGAAUAGAAGGAUGAAUAAGGCUAGUCCUAGUCCUGCUAAAGCUUGUAGGAAGAGCACUGAAAGGUCUUUAAAGAGUGACCAGCUUGAUAAGGAAGGUCCAUGCGGCUGGAAGAGAAGUAAAGUCACCACUGUUUCACGAGAGAGUAAAAGGAAUGUCGUUGAUGAGUUGGAUAAAGUUUCCAAGGAAAGUAAUACAAAAAUGUUUGAUAGGCAUGAAGAGGUAGAAGCAGGCCCUGAUACGCAGAUGGCUGCUGAAGUGAUCAGUGCUCUGCACACUGGAGACCCCAGGGAAACUGAUCAUGAGGGUAAGAAAUCUUCACGUGGAGCUGUUACCAGGAAAUCAAAGAGACUGAAGGGGAUCCAAGCUGAAGAUAAUGAUGUUGAAUCGUUGAAACCAAAAACCAAGAAAGCUAAAUCAGUUCUUGCCAAGCCUUGUGAAAAGAAUGUGGAGAGCUAUUCAAAGAAUGAUAAACUUGAUAUGCCAGAUCAAGUUGUUGUGUCAAAGCUACUUAAGCAAUCAAGUAGAGGUGAGGCAGAGAUUUUAAGUUAUCCCAAGCGGAGAAGGUCAGCUCGUAUUUCACAAGAUCAAGUUAACGAGGCAGAGAGUAGUUCAUAUCCUGAUUUUGAUACUCCAGCUAAAUCUAAGGAGCCUUCAAAGAAUGUAUCCCCUAUAUGCAUGGGAGAUGAGUAUCAUAGACUCUCUUGCAAGGAUUCACGUACAUCAAACGCUACAAGGGAGUUCCGUAACUUGACCUCACCAUCAGCGGAACCUAUUCCCGAGACAAAGAGUACAAGAAAGAGAAGAGAUUUGGGUAGUGUACGUGUCUUGUUCAGCCAGCAUCUUGAUGAAGAUGUAACCAAGCAUCAGAAGAAGAUUUUGGCUAAGUUUGAUAUCUCGGAAGCAUCCUCAAUGAUGGAGGCAACACACUUUAUAGCGGAUAACUUUAUGCGCACAAGGAACAUGCUGGAGGCGAUCGCUUCAGGGAAGCCAGUGGUGACAACACAAUGGCUUAAAAGCAUUGAUCAAGUGAAUAUUUACGUUGACGAGGAUACUUACAUACUCAGAGAUUCAAAGAAGGAGAAGGAGUUCGGUUUCAACAUGGGGGCUUCUUUGGCUCGUGCACGACAUAAUCCGCUACUAAAGGGAAGAAGGGUCUUUAUCACCCCAAAUACGAAGCCUGGUUUGAACACAAUCACGACUUUGGUUAAGGCAGUUCAGGGACAGCCUGUAGAAAGAGUGGGAAGAUCUGUCCUAAGCGACGAUAAGGUCCCAGAGAAUCUUCUAGUCUUGUCUUGUGAAGAGGAUCGAGAUAUCAGCAUACCAUUUCUAGAAAGAGGGGCUGAGGUCUAUAGCUCUGAGUUAGUGCUAAAUGGGAUAGUUACUCAAAAACUAGAGUACGAGAGGUACCGUCUCUUCACUGAUCAUGUUAGGAGAACAAGGUCAACAAUAUGGAUCAGAGACGGCAAAGGUAAGUUCCAACGCCGUAGAGGGUGAAGGAAGAAAUGUGAUCACACUCUUCUUUUAUGUGGGGUUGUAUGUAUAUGUAAUAUGUUGUUGUCUUUGGCUUCAACUCUUGUAAUUAUAUACUCUGCUUCGAGUUGCUUAAACUUUUCUAAAGCCCUGAGAGUUAGAUUUUGAGACAUUACAGCAUGGCCGUAUUGUGAAAAAAAAAACUGAACGCUUUAGAUAAAUAUAGUUGGUUGGAUUCGCAAA
Eruca vesicaria subsp. sativa (arugula) is the source of this 3322-nucleotide messenger RNA. The record is from the annotation of a GenBank genome assembly. NCBI's taxonomy places the organism in Eukaryota, Viridiplantae, Streptophyta, Magnoliopsida, Brassicales, Brassicaceae.